Molecule: messenger RNA, 1569 nt
Organism: Amaranthus tricolor (Joseph's coat)
Lineage: Eukaryota; Viridiplantae; Streptophyta; Magnoliopsida; Caryophyllales; Amaranthaceae
Exons: 9
Coding region: 82-1371 (429 amino acids)
Biological process (GO): regulation of cyclin-dependent protein serine/threonine kinase activity
Molecular function (GO): protein kinase binding
Source: RefSeq, a predicted model, not a curated record
AUAUGCCAUCCCUUGGCCAAACAUUAGCAAGGACCUAGAGUACUAGAAAACGAUAGACUCGAGCAACACAACGAGAGAGCCAUGGCGAGAAUCUGGGUUCAACGUUCAUCUAUGCUACGAUCUCUACUUCGUCCUCAACAAUCUCGUCCUGUUUCUAUUCGAAUUCCGCCAUUAUCAUCCCUAGUUUCUCCUUCGAUUUCUCAAUUAUCUCAUCCCAUGCCGCUGUCUACCUUCACCAUUCCCACCGCUGCCUGUUGUUUUUCCUCUUCUUCCCUCGCUUCCAGAAGCUAUUCCUCCGACUCAGAGUUACCAUCGAAUGUGGUUUUGGUCAAGUCUGAUGAUCAAUUGAAUGCCUCUCUUCAGAAGGCGGAAGAUGAAUUGUCGCAAGCAAUCUUCUACUAUACUGCAGUGUGGUGUGGUCCUUGUCAAUUUCUGUGGCCAGAUAUGAAGAAACUGAGUGAAGGUUUGCCUAAUGUUAAGUUCUACAAGAUUGAUAUUGAUGAGGUGGGAACAGGACCUACUAUAAACAAGUUAAAUAUAUUUUCUGUGCCUACUCUCCACUUUUUUAAGAAUGGCAAGAAAGCUGCAGAAGUGGUUGGUGCUGAUGUGAAGAAAAUUAAGGAUAUAUCAUCUGCACUCUACAAGAUUUUUAGCUCAAUGCCGGAACAAGAUUUCCUUUGUCGGACUCUUACUUGUUCUGAAUCUCCAUGUCUCAAGAUGGAAGCACUUGCUCUUCACACUGAUUAUGCCGGAACUGAUAUUUACCUCAAAUUGGGUUUGAAAGAGCAAGAAAAAGGAGCAACGAGAACACCAAGGUUCUUGUCACUUUUAUCUUCUCUUCUAGAGCAUAUUGUUCAAAAGAAUGAUUUUUUGUUGGAGACAACCCAAAUUGAAGAUGUUCUCACUGUAUUUCAUGGUUCUAGAGCUCCACCUGUUAGCAUACAACAAUAUGUUGACCGAAUAUACAAGUAUGCAGGGUGUAGCCCAUCCUGUUUUAUUGCGGCAUACAUUUACGUGGAUAGAUACCUCCAACAGACGAAGACUUUUUUGACUUCCCUAAAUGUCCACCGGCUCCUAGCUUCUAGUGUUAUGGUGGCUGCAAAAUUUGUGGACGAUUCAUUCUUUAACAACGCAUAUUACGCCAAAGUUGGAGGUAUAAGCACUUCUGAAAUGAACAAAUUGGAGAUGAAAUUACUGUUUAGCGUUGAUUUUAGACUUCAAAUAAAUGUAGAAACAUUUAGGAAAUAUUGUUUGCUUUUGGAAAAAGAAUCCAAAGGAUGUCAAAUUGAUCGGCCGAUCAAGACAUGUUGGGUGAAAGGGAGUUGGUCAAGGAAUGAUGAAUGCGCAACCAAGACUCCGGUCGCUAGAUGAUGACUUGAUCAUUCCAAUUGUAUCCUUAGAAAAUUGUGUUGUAGGAGUAGAUGUAACAGUGUAAUUAUGUACAGUCAGUCAUCCAGCAUGAGCAUCCGAUUGCCAAAUAUAUGGAAUGUUUGUCUGUGAGCUUGUCGAUUCUAUCUGAUUGUAAUCACAUUAAAUGAAUAUGCUUGUUUCAGUCCCCGUUUCCACUAA